Messenger RNA from Porites lobata, 14335 nucleotides. The record is from the annotation of a GenBank genome assembly. NCBI's taxonomy places the organism in Eukaryota, Metazoa, Cnidaria, Anthozoa, Scleractinia, Poritidae.
AGGCAUGCUCCAUGUCGUCAAACCGGCGUGAAAAUUGCACCAUUUCUCGUGGUUAACGUUUUUCAGUAAAUAUCACGAUUUUGUUAGCAAACCACGAUCGAGAAAUGGAUUCAGACGCUAACGCUCCAGAUUCGUGGGACUCCUUAGAUGAUCCUGGUCCCGGAGACACUAGUGAAGGAGCAAGCGAUCUUACUGAAAAACUUCAUUCACUCAACGUGAACGCAAAACCUUUCGUUCCAAAUGUGAAUGCCCCGGUAUUUGUUCCUUCGUUUCUGAAAACUCAGGCGGCCGAUGGUAAGAUUUUAUUCUUUAUUUGCCUGGUGAAUUUUUAUAUUAUUUUAGCCUCAUUUUCCGCUGAAAAUGUGACGGCAUUAAAUUUUGUUGAAAGCUGACUGUUGUGUUUGGAAGUUCGAAACUAUAAGCUUAGUAAGCUAAGCCAAAUGAUAAGCUUACUGUUGUAAUUUUUAGACUGAAAUAACGAAUCUGAAAUAAUUUUUCAACUUUAUAAAGAUCUUCCACAGUGUUAAAAAGGGUUAGCUUUCGAUUUUCUUCUUUGUAUCUCUGUAUCUAUUAAAACAAUGAUCAUAAUCAUUGUUCAUUACUUGUACCAAUGUUAUCCCUGUUGUCGAUGAGUGUCUAAUUUCUCCUAAUGAUAUCACUGAUUAAUCAAGAAUGAAGGUAAUGAGAAUUCAGGAAACAGUCACUAUAGAAGAUUCUUGAUUGUUAUGAAAUUGUCUUCCUUCUUGUCGUGAAAAUGUGUUGUUCCAUACUCUUACUCCAGCAAUGGAGGGUUUUAGCUCAACUCUUCCUAGCCUCCCACGCAGGCAUUUUUAGGGGAGCUUGUUUUUCAUCCCUCCCCACAAACGCCUGCUCAACUGAAGACAACAUUCCUGUCCCAUGCUUAGCCAAUCACAUUGCACUUUCCAAAUUCUGGAAAGUUGAACUUGACCGCAAGGAAAUCUGAUAAUUACUCGAUCUGCAAGAAACAAUGGGAAAGCUGUCUGACCUCCAAUAAAUGUUAGAUUCAGAGCAGCAAAAGUAAGAUUUAGUCAAAUUUUAGAAUACUCCUUGCACUGCGUAACAUUAGUGAAGGAAAGAAAAGAAGGAAAACGGUAACUGUAGGGUCACGUUUUAGUCGCGUUUAGCCUGUCAACACUUUAUUGCACAACUGUUUGUUGGUCACUUACCAUGCAAAUAAAACAAUGGGAAAGGAAUGUUGUUCACGGUUGAGCAGGCGUUUGUGGGGAGGGAUGAAAAACGAGCUCCCCAUUAAAAUGCCUGCAUGGGAGGCUAAACUCUUCCCUAUCCCUCUCAAACUUUAGUUUUUUUUUAAAAUGUUGGCCUCUCUCCCUUGGAAUUUGUCAUUAUUGCUUUAAUAUAUGUUAAGUUUAUUCUGCAACCACACAAUAUUGUAAAUACUAAAAUUAGCAUUUAGCAAGUGCCCUGAUGAUCCAAAAACCCAUGCUGGCAACCAGCAAACAUCACCACCUACUUCAGGUUUUUUACUGGCAACUUUGCUGGGUUUUCUUCUGACUCUUUAGUCAAAGAUGGUUAACUAAGCACUCGUUAAAAUAAUAAAUAUACUUACUUCAAAACUAAAUGAAGUCACCUCCCCCCUUCCCCCUGCCCCCUCUUUCCCCAAAGAUGGUAAGAAAUAUAACACCAAAAUUAAUGUAGGGUAUCCUAACCCUUGAAUGAUGAAAUUAGUGCCUUCCUCGCCCCCAUCACCCUUUUCGCCUUAAAAUUGAAUAGGUAGCCUGGGUGCUGAAGUGAGCUUUUACUGACAUGAGGCAGUCUAACGAACACAUAUGUUAUUUUCAAUCUUUUUGCAAAAGUUGUCUCUUUACUUAACCAUGUUGUUAUUGUUUGUUACUAAUAGUUGCACCAUCCACUAAUGGUGAUGCGAAGCCAGAAACUACUGAACAAGAUCAACAGGCCCAGGAGGGUAAGCUUAUGUAUUUGUUUUGAUUAAAAAAAUAUCCUCCCACCAAAGCUUUGUAAGCUCCUGUGAUCAUCCCACUUCUUUAGGAAAUUAUAUUUCAGGUAUACAACUGACUAUAACCCUGGAUUCAGCUGAUUUUUGCCAUUCAAUGUUUUCCCUAGGUGUUCCAAGUGAAAAUGCAGAACCGUCAAACAAUCAGUCAGCUGAAAAUAUGGACCAAGAGAGUAAGUUUCUUUUUGGCUGUGUGUAUCAGGAAGUCAGUAACUUACUUUAUUAUCUCUUAUUUUCGGGUGACUUUAAUUUCACGAAUUUGGAAUAGAAAUAUUUUGCAGGACUUAAAUUUCACGAUUUUGACGAAUCACCAUUUUCUCUAUAAUUAAAUUUCGCUAAUCACGUGCACUGGUGCUGGUAUUUUUAGUCUUCCAUUUCUGCAUUUUAUUCAACCAUAACAGAAUAGAAACACAACAAGCAACUGACUGAAAUGUUCAACAAUGUCAGCAACUUAACAUUUUUUAUAAGUACACUGAUAUAAGCAACUGAGGCACUAUUUACCUUGAUGGCGCUUGCCGCAAUGUCUUCAAAUGAAUUUUCAGGCGAUAAGGUUGUCUUCCCUCGAACAAGUUUAGAUAUUCCUGCUUUGCUCCAUUCUUUUGCAAUAUGCAGCUUUCCCACACUGCCUGUCAAGUGGUUGUAAAAGCUCACCAGCCAGGCGGCAUGUAAGGGCUUCAGCACAGAUGGCCCUAAAUAGACCUCAAUCUGAUCAGUGCUGUUCCCCGACUCCAUUUGUUUCUGAACUUCGGCCAAAUACCAAGUUGUAAACAUCUGUGCUUUAUGAAGGAUAUGUUGAUGGCAUAUUUGAAGACUGUAAUGAGGAAGUGGUACAGGAACUAAUUCAGCAAGAUGAGUCAGAUGAUGAGGAAUAAGGACAUGCAUUGACCUGAAAUUUGAGCCCUCUUACUCAUAUGUAUACUCCUAGCAGAUGGAAAACUUAAAUAAAGGUUUUUAUAUAGGUCACAAAAUUUUGCCUCUUUAAUUUCCGAAGCACCUUUUUUCGUGGGACUUUAAUUUUGUGAAAUUUUUUAAAUCACGAAAAUUAAGUCUCAGGAAAAUAAGUGGUAAGAAGGUAUUACUGGUCUGGCUAAGAAUAAAAACCAGUACACUGUCAGUCUUCAAAAAAGUAAUUGUCAGUCCCAAGAAAAGUUCUCCAGUGUUUGAUCGUGCUGUAAAAAAGUAUUGCUGUUUAUAAACAACUUUAAACUUCCUUUGUGUCAAAGCCACUGGGGAUGUUGUUAUAGGCCUGUAUUUUGAGUUUCAAACAUGAAGUGUCAUAUAUUAUUACAUGUACUCAUAAAAUAAUGAUGAAUAAUUUCUAAGAGUUUCACUCUUCUAUUGAGGACAACAGCAUUAGGUUUCAUUUGGGACAAUAAUCUCUUAAUAGCUGCACUUGGUCACUUUUUUCUUACACCAUACCUAGACACUUUCAAAUUUUUAAGAAAAUGCUUCAUUGUUGCAGAAAAUAAUGAAACAGAUGAUACUGAAGUGAAAGAGGAAGCAGAGAAGGAAGAAGCCAAGCCUGAGGUGAAGAAGGCCAGCUCUAAAAAAGAAGUUGAAGAAGAAGACGACAAGAGGGAACAUGUUAAUAUUAUAUUUAUUGGUCAUGUCGGUAAGAGUUUUGUUUGUUCCAUAACACUUCUAUUUCUCUGGAACAUGAACAUCAUCAUACGAAACGGAAGCAAACUGAGCUUGUCUUUUUUUUUCCAGAUGCUGGAAAAUCAACAAUUGGUGGUCAUGUUAUGUAAGUUACAGUGUAUGUGUUGUGUCAAGACAUUUGUCUUUGGUAUUUUUUUUCCCAUCUUCCCAGCAGUAGGAGCUCCUCCCUUGGACUUAGGCGUGUCCUACAAAUUUCAUGCAACAGUGUUGUGUCAGCACUGUGUAAAAAAUAAAAUAAGAAAUGUGAACCUUUUAUGUUAUCUAUCUUAUCACUGCAUUGAACAAUUUAAUACAAUGUCCAGUAACAGCUUCUGUAAACAAAGACUUCAUGGUGAUCUGUUUUCUUCCGUCAAUUUGGCAAGUGUUUCAUUUUUGUGUGUGAAAGUGUGUCAACAUCUGUCCCUGUUUUUACUGUUGGACAUGUUUUUAAACCUGUCCGAUAUAGUCAGGAUUAAUAUGUUUCACUUUUUGUUGUCAUACUUGUAGGUAUCUGACAGGACAGGUAGACAAAAGAACACUUGAAAAAUAUGAAAGAGAAGCUAAAGAAAAAAACAGAGAGACAUGGUAGGUCAAGCGAAAGCUGUUGACAGAAAUGUUUUUUUGCUAUUACACAAGGGCUGGAGCUGGAAAUUCCCCUGGGCUACUACAAGCGUCACCCCUGGCUGCUUCUCUCAUAGGAAACAAAGGGAAAUAGGACCAAUCGAACUUCGUAUCUGUUCCUGCCUACCAGUUGCAUAUUAUUACAGCAUAUGCGGCAGCUUGAAAUCUUAGCAACUUCCCUGAUUACAUGUAACUAGACUUUGAUGACCUCUUGAUUAGAGAUAUUAUCUGUCACAAUUUGAUAUCUUCUUACUGCAAAAUUAAUACUCUACUGAGUCUGCCAUCUGAUAAAACUCUUUUCUGGAUGUCUGAUAGGAUUUGUUGGAAGUGUUCCCUUCUUUCCAAGGCUACUUUAGAACUGAAAAGUUGUUUUAAACUUUCUUACUUUCAUCUGCCUAACCUAUACUAUCUAAAUGUGAUCAAGACAGUUUGUGGGAAAACUUGAUCAUUUAUAUUCCGAAUUACUGCGUACAGUUAUGAUAAUUAUUUACAUCAGUCAUGCAUGAUUUAUGCACUCUGGCAGUAAUAAAAUACCUUUUUGUCUGUAGGUAUCUAUCAUGGGCAUUAGACACAAACCAGGAAGAAAGAGAUAAGGUAUUGUACACUGAACACAAUGCUGAGAGCAGAAUGCUGAAGGCAGAACUAUAAACAAUCUUAGAAUGAACUACUGUUUUACAAAAGUGAGUGUGGAUCAAAUUGAGCUAAAUCAUUGAGUGUUUUCCCAAUUGGUGUUUUUAAGGGCAAAACAGUAGAAGUUGGAAGAGCAGCAUUUGACACUCCCAAUAAACACUUCACAUUGCUGGAUGCACCUGGGCAUAAGAGCUUUGUACCAAACAUGAUCAGUGGAGCCUGUCAAGCUGAUCUGGGAGUGCUGGUAAGUUCUUACACUCAUGCUGCUCAGUAGACCCUUCUACGGUUUGUUCAACUUUUGAAAUGCUUUAGUACAGUUAAGGAAGAUCAGUCAACACCGCUGGAAAGUAGCAAACUAGCCAAGUAUGAAAGUGAUACACCUUAAAUGAGCGAAGAUAUACAGUGUAGCUCUGCAUAGUUGUGAAAAUUUACAGACGUCUGUAUGAUGGGGAGCAAGUUUGUCUCCCCCACCAUACAAACGUCUGUAAAAUUUUGUGACUUUGAUUAGGUACAACUGUAUAUCUUUGUUAGUUUUCAACAAAUCACCGUUAAACCUGGAAGUUGUACAAAAGGCACUCUUUUCAGUGGAGGCAAUGGAUUUUUCCAUAACUUGUCCAUGUCAAAAGUUGCAAAAAAAACAUGGAAGGGUCUAUUGAAAUUUGAAGCCUCCUUGGUCCAGCCCGAUGAUCAUCCUUUUUCUUGAAAAUUGCAAGAAUUAUUCCAUCGUUCACGCCAUCUUUAUUCUGAGUCUGGUUUUAAGUAUUUUGAGGUAGUGGGCUUGUGAUUUGUACUGGAAAUUUUCUUCACUUUCCAGAGAAAUUUCUCUUCCAGAACUAGCACACCUGCAAAAGAAUCCUUUGUCUCCUAGCCCAAUUUUUUAUGACCAUGAUUAAUGAGUGUAAGGAGACAAAGAAAAAUCAAUGAUUAACCUAGAUUUAAAAAACUUUUGCCUGCGUAUAAUUUUAUCUACAAAAUACACACCUUGUGGUUUUGAUCUUCAUACAUGUAUCAUUUUUUAUAUUAUGGCAUUGGAAUUUGGUGGUUUUUCCUUAGGUGAUUUCCGCCAGGAAAGGAGAAUUUGAAACUGGAUUUGAAAAAGGAGGACAGACAAGGUAGGAAGGCUGUAAAAGUUUGCAUGUAUAGGCUGCAUUCACAGUGAGUCACAAAAAUAAUGUCUUUGAGGAAAAAGAAUUUCGUAGACCAAGAGUUAGUGUAGUUAUCUCUUACUGUGUAACCAUAUAGCGGAAUAUGGUCUGAAUUAUUGUGAAUAACUUAACUCUCACGUUUUGUGCUUUCAGAGAGCAUGCUAUGUUGGCAAAAACAGCUGGAGUAAAACAUCUGGUUGUCCUUGUUAAUAAAAUGGAUGAUCCUACUGUGGAGUGGGCUGAGUCAAGGUUAGUUUUUCAUGAACCAUUGCAACUCAGUGUUCUCCUUAUCAUUUUGGGAAGGCCAGGGGGCAUUCUGACUAAGAUUUUUACAAUGUUUGUUCAAAACCUGCUGUAGCCAGUUAAAAAAAUUCGUAAAGAUUGGGAACUUGAUUUCAGUUGUUCAUGCAUCACAGGUUUAAACAUAUUCAACUGUAAAUCACUUGAGUUGGGUUUCAGAAUAGAAGCUUUGCAAGAAAACUUGGUCUUGACUUCUCAAUGUAGUGUCCAGUAAAAUGCAGUCAACUUUAUUCAAGGCACUGUUUCAGUGUUUAUGGCAAGUUUUGUCAGAACUCUGUGUCUGCAACAUGUUGUCUUAAGUGGAUGUUCAAGGCUUGCCAAAGCAUGCAAGUAUAGUUCUUGCCUCUCAAGUUUUUGCAGUUAGGUAAUAACUGUUUUAAAUUUAUGUGGAGUUACUAGUAUUGUCAGUGUAUAAAUACAUUCAUUGCAUCAAUUCAUGAAAGUUUCUGCGAGCCCUCAGCCUGCCAACUGGCUCCCAUUGGACUAUAUGAGCAUGGUGUAUUGGGUGAAAAAUAAGGGAGAAUGAAAACGAGGGAAGGUUUUGGUCCCUCUCCCUAGUUGACACUCGCUUCAGUAGCCUGCUGUCUGGGUAUGAGCCUGUGACAGCCUGAGCACCUUAAUAUUUUGACGUAAUGUUCUUGCAGUAGUGCCUCCACUUCUUCUUCUUCCUAUACUUGAAACAAACAAAUUAUUCAUGGUUAAUACAUGUAUAUGUUGCAGGUCAAAAUUAAAUUCAGGUCAAAAUUUUUUAACCUAGGGUGAUUCUCAAUUCCCUUUGUCUUCUAUCCCUCUUUCAUGAAUAAUUAGGGUGCCAGGAGACCAAGAGAAUUUUGAGUUAACCUAGUUUAAAAGAUGUUUACCUGGAUUUAAUUUAAACCUGUAACAUAAUAUAUGCAUAACUUUUGAAUUUGACCAUUUUAAAAUUUUGUUGUCCAGGUAUGAGGAAAUCAAGACAAAACUGACACCCUUUUUAAAGAAAGUUGGCUUUAAUCCAAAGACAGGUUUGUCUUAGUCUAAGUAGUGGCACUUGGCCACAUUGUAAUUUGUUUGUGAAGUGAUAACAGCUGUACAGAAGAACAUUGUGCAAGUUUUGCCUAUGACAGGGGCCACAACCAAGCAUCUGUCAUUAUAGGGCAUUAAAUGGCGAAGUAACAAUAUCAUCAGUAGCACAUCGGUGUCAUUCAUACUUUGGCACAAUACAAUACUGUCUUGAUAUGAUACAUUGCUGUUGUUGUCCAUGUGUUUUGCUAUUUUGAUGGUGAGUGCAUGAUGAGUGUGUGGUGGUGAGUCCUGGUUUGACUUUGUGACUUCGUGAUGCAGUUCUAGUCAAGAACCCGCAUUUCACCCUUGCUUGCUAUAGAGUCUCCAGUAGCUCAGUGGUUGGAGAAUCUGACUAGAUCACAGUGGGUUGUGGGUUUGAAUCCCUUCUGGGGCUCUGGUUUUUUCUAAGUUUCCAUUUGAUGCAAAAAAACAUAUCAAGUUCAUGACUUGUUUUUCUUUUUUACAGACAUCCACUAUAUGCCGUGUUCUGGAUUAACAGGGGCCAAUCUUCGACAAAGAUUAGAUCCUGCCCAAUGUCAGUGGUUUAGGUAAGGGAAACAGCAAGCUUCCCUAGCGGCUCUUAUUAAUCUGAUUUAAUUUAUCAGCUCUGUUGGGAAAUAACAUUUACACAAAACGUCUAGGCUGCUUACCAUUUACACAAAGCACCCAGGUGGAAAUUCUGUGCGUAAACAUAAAGCUAUAGAAUUUGACAUGGUGGGAUAACUACCCGCUACAAAGUACAUCCAAAUCAGCUGAACAGACUAAAAAGAGGAGAAAAAUUGAUGUUUCUGAAGCUUCCCAAAAGGAAUGGCAUGAACUUUUAUUUUUGAUUUUCCAACCAGAAUGUUUGAUUUUCCCAAGUAAAUGGUAAGUACCCCUGUAGCAGGAGAUUUCCAAAGCAGAGAGUGCUAACAGUAUAUAAUCUGUACCCAUCUGAGGUUCUUUCUUGCAUUGUGAUUGGUCUGGUUUGCUGAGUUUUUAGUGCAUAGGAGAAAACUUUUAGAUACUUAAUGUCCCUACUGGAGCAGUCUGAAAUAUUUAUGUGCUCUAGAUUUCAUGUUAAGACAAUAAGUUUUGCAGUAUUUUGUGUGGCUCUGUUUGUUUUCAGGGUUUUACCAAAAUGAAUAAGUUUGAAAUUCUUCAUUAAUUAGCCAUUUAAGGGAGUUUAAAGCUAGGUUUUGUAAACUUCUGUGGUUAACUUACAUGUAGAUUGUGGGUGGGCCAUAAUAUGACAAAAACAAAUGUGAAAAACAGGGUCACUGGUAAUUUUUAUCACCCUUGUGUAAUAAAGUCAUCUAGAGCUUUAUUUAUGUUAUUGGUUUUUGUUGGGUUUGGUCAUUGUUGUAUCUGUUCUAAUCACAUACUUUGUUUAACUUACUUUGCAGUGGUAAAUCUUUCCUGGAAUAUAUAGAUGAGUUGCCGUCAAUGUCACGUGCAGUUGAUGGACCUCUUAGGGUACCACUCUCUGAAAGAUAUAAGGUGUGUACAGUGUGUUAUUUUAGAAUGCAUUAUUGCACAGCCUUCUUUUUCACUAUCUGCUAAGGAUCGGCAAUGACAUUAGGGCCUUCCUCUGAAGGCAGCAUAGUUUUCUAUACUAGCAUUACAGCCCUGUUAUGUGCUGAAACUUCAUUAAUACAAAAGUAAGUUUCUGCAAGCUUUUGCAUUUCUGUUGCAAAUGUUUUAUUGCUAGUAGACUUCCUUUUAUCCUUGUAACAUUGAUCGUAGUGAUGAUAAAAUGAAGAGAAACCCCUUCAGGAAACUUUUUUCAUGCUGCGUCUGGUAAAUCAACCAGAACAAAUUUAAACCAUUAGUGCAAACUUGCGCAAACUCUUUUUCCUCUUUACUGCUUACAAGUUGCAGCGUGUAGCAGGGCCUUGAAGCUUUUUUUUCUAAUGCCAUUGCCCAGAUUCUUCAGAUAAAAGUUCUGACACGAAACCUGUAAGAAAUCCUGUCCACUGUAAAGCCACUUUUACUCACAGUUGACUCACAUGAAGUACUCUCUUACUUUGCAGGAUAUGGGGACUGUGGUACUUGGUAAAAUAGAAUCAGGAAAACUUUCCAAAGGGGAUUCACUUAUACUGAUGCCCAACAAGGUAAUAACAAAGUUGCUGUUAUGUUUUAUUGUAUUAAUUUUAAAACUUUUUUGCGUAUAAAAAAAGUUAAAGCAAGGUUUAUGAGUGGUAGUAGAGCAAGCAAACAAUUAACAUGUAUGUACUGCACUUAUCCUGCAUACUGUGAGCCUGUCAGCAAGCUCUCCAGCGCGCUCUUGCGGCGAGGUGAGAAAAGGAACGAGAGCUUGCAACUACGUCUCUGGAAUUUGAAUUCCGCCCCAAAUUCCCCAAUGGCUCCCCUUCGACUGAGCUGUCAGAUUUCUGCUAAUCAGCGCAAAGUGGAAACAAAUGCGAAAAAAAACAUGUGAAGGGUAAUGACAUCAUUUCUAAUGUUAUCUCCGCCAAUCAGCAUUUCGCUUUGACUUUUUCGAUGCACGUAUUCCAAUUCCAGAGACGUAGUUGAAAGCUCUCCCUCCCUUCCCCCACCACAGCGCCCCAGAGACCUUGCUCGCAAGCUAGCAUACUGUUAGUCAAUCCCAUCUGCGAUAAGCAAAGAAAGAUGAAGUAGAUUUAGGGAAAUAUGAAAUGAUAUUACAUUGUUAUCAAACAACAUUUUAUUACACACUAAGUCAGUAUGGCUUUCUGCACAGGUUCCAGUUGAGGUUUUAGGAAUCAUAUUUGAUGAAGAAGAUAAAACAGAAGCGAUUGCUGGAGAUAAUGUUAAAGUCAAAUUAAGGGGAAUUGAAGAAGAGGUGAGUUACAAGCAUGAUUUUUUCGGUGGGUGGAAUAGUAGGUAAUUUAAAGAGGGCAAGAUUUCAUUUCUAAUGUUAAUUGUAAUACAAUCAUGAUACAAUAUUUAAACAUGCAGGUGCACUGAAAAGGAGGCUUCCCAGGGAAGACCAAAGGCCUGUUUAUCGAAUAUGUGGGACCUUCCAGUCCCAGAAAGUUGUGUUGUGUUUGCCGUGUUUAUAUUGAAGUUCUUGAUUUUACUAAUUUUAAAAUAACUGAUACUGAUAGACACGUACAUUCUUUCGUUUUUUAUCUAAAAUAUGGCUCUGGGCCCGAAAAGUUGACGAGACUUUAAAAAAACGGCGUUUUUGGACGUUCUUUUGCCUUGAGUGACGUUGACUCAUUUUCCAAAGUUAAGACUACUGAAUAUUACCCUUCCAACCACUAUUUUGUUUUUUGUAGGAUAUUUCACCUGGAUUUGUGCUCUGUUCGCCAGAAAACUUAUGCCACACAGUGAAAACAUUUGAAGCCCAGGUAUAAUAUUAGUAGUUAUAGACUUUCUCCACCCUUUUUCUCUCUGAUAUCCAAGUGUGAAAGCCGGUAGCGCGUAAACGCAAAAGCUGAAACUCGCUCCAGGCCUCUAUUUUAUUUACGCACGUUAAGUUUGUUCGCAUAUGCACGUAAAAAUUACUCGACAGUGGAAUCCACCCUUAUAGAGCGUAUUUACUUACGUAGUCAGCAGCAAUGCUAAUUUAUUGGAACAAAAGAAAGUUUUUGCAUAAGAAAAAGAUUCAACUCCCACAUGACUGGUUUGAAACACCAACAUGGCCGCCGUUUUGAUGUUUUGAUACACCAACAUGGCGGACGCGAAGUCAUGUUGAAAACGCUCUACAGGCAAACUGGGUCAAAAGUCUUUCCACAAAGCAGUCCCAUAGUUCAAUUCGACCUAGACCAAACAUUACCAAAGUGCAAUUCGACACAACACCAACCCAGUCUCUUUCGCAAUCUCAAGGUGGCCAUUACAGCUUUGUUUGCAGAAAACCUGGUUUCAUCUUGUGUCUAUUCUAAAUUUAUUUUACGAUGUUUUUGCGAAUUGUUGACAGGUGGUGAUACUUGAACACAAGUCCAUCAUUUGCGCAGGAUAUCGUGCUGUCCUUCAUAUCCAUAACGUCAUAGAAGAAGUUGUUUUUGAGGUGAGGCGGUACUUUCAGUAUAAUUAUAUUUUAUGAAAAUAUUUUCCCUAAACUUUUUAUAGCGGGAGUAAGUACCAUUUAUUUCCGAACCUCCUGAUUUAGGAGGGUUCAAACUAGCUUACAAGAGGGAUAUGAGAUUAGCGGAAAUUUGCUGCUUUCUAAGUUCUCCAGAAAACAUGUGAAUGGCGAGGAAUGAUGAAGUAUGGACCACCCUCGUCAAAACCUUCUGGAUCUACUUUUGUAAUGUUUGGUAGAUUAGCUAACACCAAGAGAUAAAAUGUUAAAAGGGAACAAAUGCUUUCUUUCUAAAUCGUUUUUUCUAGGGUCAGCCUUUUGAAUCCCUUUUAUCUCAUUAACUCGGUUAUAUUAGCAAAUGAAACCUCAUUCUCCCGUUUGAAUCUCAGACGAAGUUUGUUGCAUUUCUCUUUUUUCUUUAGACAUUAAUAGACUUAGUUGAUAGGAAAACAGGAAAGAGAAUGAAGCAAAGGCCAAGAUUUAUUAAGCAAGAUCAAGUCGCAGUAGCUCGGCUACAAACGUCAGGAAUUGUGUGCAUAGAGAAGUUUUCCGACUUUCCACAAAUGGGAAGAUUUACGCUCAGAGAUGAAGGUGAGAGAAUGACUUAAAAGUUAACAACUAUUGUUUACUUCAUUCAAUUAGGACAUCCAUUCUUAGACUCGGCAAACUCGAUGUUUAACAAAGAGACAACAACUUUCCAUAGUCUACGCUCUUAUAGACCAUAGGAAUGACGUCACAAUGUCAGUACUCAAGUGGAAUCACGAGCCGCAGGCGAGUGGUUUCACUGCAAAGUUUUAAACAUUUUGAUGCCAUUUUUAUGGGCUUAAAAAGCGUACACCAUGAAAAAAUUGCAAGAGACAGAAAGAAACAAAUUAUGUCAUCAUUACGUCAUAUAAAUGGUCUAUGCUCUCAUAGACCAUAAUUCUCGACCAAACAGCGCGCGAGAAGUCGCCUAGUUGUUGUAGAAUUUACAGUUUUCAUCGGGGUAGCAAGGGUAGCGCUGUGGUGAGAGAGCCCUUGCCUCGCUUCAUUUUCGCCCGGGAUAGCGCCAUUUGUGGGAUCGUCGGGGUUAACAGCGUAAAAGGAUAAUAAUAGGUCAAUAAAUGACUGAAACAAGUAGAUCAAAUAAACACAACAAAGCUUAAAAUCCCAACUGACAGGAGACAAACCAGUUGGCUGUUUACAAGGAGAGAGAUGUCAUCAUGGGUAUGAAAAUCUGGGGAUUUCUAUAAUAUUGCCAAAUUCAGCUAGUGGUCAGGGCGGCAGUUGAACUCGGAGCCCCCGAAUUACAAGUCCAGCGAUCUAACCGCUCGGCCACGAGCCUUCUGUGAAGGCUUUUGUAACAUUUCUUCUCUUUCUGUUUCCAGGAAAGACCAUCGGCAUUGGAAAAGUGUUAAAACUUAUCCGGUCGUAAAUGGAAAGAUACGACUUACUGUACUGUACAAAGGUGGUUUGCUUAAACAGCUCUCUCUACUGAACCACGCGAAGUUUCAGUGCUUUAAAGGAAUCCAAGUGAUUAUAUGCUGCGCCAUUUGAAACUACUCUUAAAGAUGACAAUUACUUGGCAUAGCAAACCCAAAGGAAGAGAAGUUAUGCAGAGCUAAGCGCAUUUUUAACUAAUCAUGCCGGACUCGUGAUUAGCAUUAUCUCUGACUGAGGUGCCAAAACUUGUAUUAGCAAAUGAGAGAUGACCUCACCUCUAUCAUAUUUUCAUUUCUGUAACCUGAGAGCGAGGCAAAAAGCUCUCGGGAGCGCAGGGGAUUGGGGGUAGCUUCCCAUGCAGACGAUCUUUGGCUCGUCACGCAAUCUUCCGAAGGAACGCGUGGCGAAAUCCUAAGAACGUUUGCGUAGAAGGCGGGGAUGGAGGGUGGAAUAGGAACAAGAAGUCCUCGUUUCCCCCACCCCCACUCCUGAGAGCUUCCUUUAUGGGCUGAGUUUUUUGAACGGCUUCUGUUGAGCACGACAUCUUUUAUAAGGUUGUUGUAAUCAUUUUAAUGAAGUAGUUUGUUGUAAUUUUGGUUAAGAGAUGUUUUCUCUGUUAUAAUAGAAAGUACUAGCUUCAAAUUUGUCCAGUGACGACAAAGCAGAACUAAUACAUUAUGACUCGUUUUUUGGGCCUUUCCGUGUAGGUCCUGUUUACGAGACAAUGUUGUGAAAAUUUUUCGCGCAAUUUUGUUGCGUCGUUCGGGGUUGUCACUAAGAUUUCAAGUUGCCGGGUAAAUACAACAAGUAGGCGGGGAAUCAAACGGCUAGGGAUUUCUUUUGGUUCUAUUUUUGUUCUAUUUUCCAAUAAAAGUAGCCAGGGGCCACUCUCUUAGUAGCCGCGGAAAAUCCGCGGCCCCCGGCUCUUAAUGACAACCCUGGUCGUUGCGAGUCCUGAAUGAACAUGAUUUACGUUGCAGUAAUCGUUGGCGAAAAGGAGAACUUGAUUCUCGGUCAUGUGCGUAAUUAUUUUUGCAGCGAAAUCGUUGUUAUUGGGUCAUUUCAAGGUUGCGCCUCGUGAGACCAGGUACUGCGUCGAACGGCCCUAUGGGACUGUUUUGGUGGGUUAAAUUGGACCCAGUUUCCCGCGCCAGGUAGUAAUAACUGGCAAAAAUGUGAUAACAGCGCCAUAGUGCAAUCCAACACAACCACGACGUAGUUUCCCCCACAACUUCACAACUUCAAAAUAGGGACUGCUAGGCAAUUGUUAUUGCAACUUGUGUGGCUACAAAAUUGCGAGACAAGUUGCUAGAAAACUUGUUUAGUGCGACAGAGCCAAACUAGUGAUAUCAUAAAGUAACCAAGGUUGUUCUAGGAAGUCAAAAUUUGACCCCUAUCGUUGAGGCUAAGCAUGGCUGCGCGAGGUGUGAAGGGUGGAUCUUGCGAAUCAGAACGAUCUAAAUAAUCCACUGCAGGAAGCCAUAAAACUAAUUUCAAUUCUUGUUAUCAACUACUAAGAUUAUCUUAGGACGCUUUCACUCUCAAAGCCCAUUGUCG